CAUGCGGCAAAUGUUGUCGGGUCUGGGAGUCGAACCCGUGACGGCCGCGUCGAGGACUCAAGGCCUCCAAAUACGGGUCGCGCUAACCACUACGCAACCACAGCACGCCCCGGAAAUCCAUUGUUUAACUGACUGUUAUUCUUUUGCGGUUACAGAUGUGAAGCAGUUUUUUUACAUCUCAACUCAGAAAAACUGGAGUUCUGCUCAAACGUACUGCAGGAAAAACUACGUUGACUUGGUAGUGAUCGAGAACCAGGAGGAAAACAACAAAGCUCAACGAAUGAUACCGAACAAGGACGUAAGUUGGAUCGGUCUGUACCGAAUGCCGUGGACUUGGUCCGACGGGAACCACGGCUUGUUCCGGCGCUGGACCUCUUCCUCCCCAUCAAACACCGGCGGUUCUCGGCACUGCGUCACUGAGAAUAAUUUACAUAAUUGGAAUGAUGAAAACUGCAAUACUCCUCAUGUUUUCAUCUGCUAUCAAGUGGUAAAGAAGGCCGCCCUGGUGAAGGUGACGACUGUGACCGACGCCGACCUGACCGAUCCAGACAUCAGCGCCCAGCUCCUCCAGCAGCUGGGCGCCGUACUGACAAGUCAGGGAUGGACUGAUUUCAAAGUACGAUGGAAGAAUAUAGCAAAGAAGAAGGACAAUAAUGAAAACACAGUAUAAUUAAUGUUCUCUGCAUAUUUACACUCUGUACAGAAUGUGAACCACUGUUGGUGAUAAUAAAUCUUCUAUAGAACCAAAUAUAACUGUCCUCUAGAACCUCAUGAGCUGUAAUUUUAAUGUCAGCCAUGCAGAGAUGACAUGAUCUUAAAUAUGAAAGCCAGAAGGAAACUUAUAUGCAAAAACUCUACACGUUUUUACGCUUCCAUUCGGGUUUUAACUACUUCUAAAACAGCCCAAUGCUUAAAAAUCCUCCUUUGGGGAUCAAUAAAUUGUUUUUGAAUUGAAUUGGAAGACGCCACAUGUUUCUAGGCAAUAAUAAUGUUUUUUGUUGUCUGGAAAAUGAGUUUCAAAAACCUCCCUGAGGUACAAUCAAUGUAGCAACGCCAGCAAGACGGUUACCUAGCAACCCAAGCUGAGCUCCAGCACGUUUAGUCAGCUGGGUUGUAUGACUGCAUAUGUGAUGCAGCCAUUUUUAAAGGCUGAGUUGGGGGCGUGGCCAACAGCACCUUAUUUGAAUUUAAAGUGACAAGACGCCUAAAAACUGUUAGGGCCAUUGCAGACAGAAAAAAAACUUGGAAACUUAUGAAUUUGGAAACUUAGAAAUUUCUAAGUUUUUUCAUAGAAUAUUUCUGAGAUUCAUCUCAAAAUUUCUGAGUUUGUGUUUUGCAAAAUUUUGUCUUUCCAAACUUGGAAACUUCACAUUUUUCUUCUAGAAAUUUUUUUACUAUUUUUCUUAAAAAUGUUGAAAUGUACUCCUUUUUUUCUGUCUACAAAGACAGAAAAAAAGGACUGCCAUACUGAAUGAGCUUCAUGAACGUCUUUUUCAACUUUUGGUAUAAGUUACUCAUCUGAAAUCUGCUUUUUUAUUAGUGUACGAAUCAUCUUUCAUACUUUGAAUUUCCUUUAGUUAUAAUAAUAUCUUAUUCCAGGAUACAUUAGAAAAAAAUCUUCUGAUAUUGUUUACAAUGUUUCCCACAAUGUCAUAAUUCCUUUGUAUAUUUUUGUCCCGUCUUUACUUCCAUAGGUGUGAUUUAUUAAUUUUAUUCCUUUAUUGCCCAUAUUGUACUUUAAUUGGGUUUUGAUAUCUGUGGUUUCCUGAUUUGUAAUAGUUGGUGUGCUGCUGUUCUUAGUCAGGUCUCUCUUGAAAAUAGAUUUUUAAUCUCAAUGCGAUAUAA
Molecule: messenger RNA, 1845 nt
Organism: Xiphophorus couchianus (Monterrey platyfish)
Lineage: Eukaryota; Metazoa; Chordata; Actinopteri; Cyprinodontiformes; Poeciliidae
Product: L-selectin-like
Exons: 3
Coding region: 2-670 (222 amino acids)
Source: RefSeq, a predicted model, not a curated record